AUGUCCAAAGCCGCCGCCGCAAGGGCGCAGGUCGUUCGUAUUCUCAUCGGUGCAGGAAAAGCUGCGCCCACCCCACCAGUUGGACCCGCUCUUGGUGCUCGUGGUGUAAAAUCCAUGGAUUUCUGCAAAGAGUUCAAUGCUCGGACGGCCCAUAUCGAACCUGGGGUACCAACGCCGACGCUCAUCACAGUACAACCCGACAGGACGUUUACGUUUGUCACCAAAACUCCCCCCGCCUCAUAUUUCAUUAAAAAGGCUGCUGGUAUCGACAAGGGCCCCGGUCGACCAGGACACGAGAUCACUGGUACAAUAAGCUUGAAGCACGUGUAUGAAAUUGCGAAGAUCAAGUCUACAGACGAGCAUGUGAAGCAUCUGAGUCUUGAGGCUAUUGCAAGGACAAUUGUCGGUAGUGCAAGGAGUUUGGGGGUGCAAGUAGUCCCUUGA
Molecule: messenger RNA, 444 nt
Organism: Pleurotus ostreatus (oyster mushroom)
Lineage: Eukaryota; Fungi; Basidiomycota; Agaricomycetes; Agaricales; Pleurotaceae
Exons: 2
Coding region: 1-444 (147 amino acids)
Biological process (GO): translation
Cellular component (GO): mitochondrial large ribosomal subunit; ribosome
Molecular function (GO): structural constituent of ribosome; large ribosomal subunit rRNA binding
Source: RefSeq, a predicted model, not a curated record